AGAACUUAUAAGUAUGACUUGUGAAGUUGGAAGGCAGAAGAAAAUUCUGAUCACACAUGGGACUGAUACUAUGAUACAGACUGCAUCGUAUCUUGCACAGAAAAAGUUAAAAAAGACAAUCAUUUUCACGGGUGCUUUCUUACCUGAAACUUUCAAGGGUUCUGAUGCUGAGUUUAAUAUUGGUGUGGCUUUAGGGGCAUUGCAGUGCUUAUCUGUCUAUGGUGUGUAUGUUUGUAUGAAUGGUACGCUGUUUCUCUGGAAUCAAGUUGAACGCAACUAUAAAACUGGACACUAUGCUCCAUGGUGUCCUGCCUGCAAAGGCCUUGAAGCAACAUGGAAUAAUUUUGCUGAAUGGAGUGAUGAUUUAGACAUCACAGUGGCUGAAGUUGACGUCACUCAGGAACCAGGUCUGAGUGGUCGAUUCAUGGUGACAUCACUGCCUUCAAUUUAUCACGUAAUAAAUGGUGAAUUCCGUCGUUAUAUGGGUCCAAGAAGCAAAGAUGAAUUUAUGACGUUUAUUGAAGAUAGAAAAUACGUAGAAAUUGAGCCAGUUCCUUCGUGGAAGUCUCCAGAUUCUAUUGUAAUGAGUUUCCUUGGAUGGUUAUUUAAGGUCUCAAUGGUCGUGAGGAAUAUACACACAUCUUUAACAGAAGACUAUAAUAUUCCAGUAUAUGGUUCUUACGCAAUAUUCGCUAUAGCUACGGUUGUAAUGGGCCUAUUAUUAGGAGUGUUGAUGUGGGGAUGGACGAUCGUAGAAAUAAUUAAUGUUGUGAUGUUAACAUUGAUGUUAUUAUUCACAGAUAUUGGCCGUCCAAUAGCAGUCAUCGUAGUAGUUAGUUUGUUGAUUAUUACUGCAAUCAUUUUGAUUGCCGUAUGGUAUUAUCGAAGGAACAAAAAACGGAAAAAGAAAUCUGAGACUCAGACUGAAAUGGAGAACCGGGAGAAUGUUGACCCGAAACCGAAAGAAGUGACAGAAAACUACGCCGUUACAGAUAAUCAAGAGAACGAUAAUUAUUACUGCAGGGUAUCGACAGAGAACAUGGCCGAAUGUGAAAAUGUCGGUUAUCUUAUCCCAUACUCCGACUACGGCAUCAGAGAGGAAAAACAACAACUUGGGACUGAAAUUACGGAGAUUGAAAAAGAAAAAGAAGAAAACGCCCAUGCUCUUACAGGAAGACAAAAUUCAAGGACACCGAUUUUGUCACAAAGCACUGGUCAGGAAUGA
Saccoglossus kowalevskii is the source of this 1225-nucleotide messenger RNA. RefSeq names its product thioredoxin-related transmembrane protein 1-like. Gene Ontology annotation, molecular function: disulfide oxidoreductase activity. NCBI's taxonomy places the organism in Eukaryota, Metazoa, Hemichordata, Enteropneusta, Harrimaniidae. Gene Ontology annotation, cellular component: endomembrane system. The record is from RefSeq and is a predicted model, not a curated record.